Megalops cyprinoides (Indo-Pacific tarpon) is the source of this 1485-nucleotide messenger RNA. RefSeq names its product solute carrier family 43 member 3-like. The record is from RefSeq and is a predicted model, not a curated record. Gene Ontology annotation, biological process: transmembrane transport. Bases 1 to 1485 code for a protein of 494 amino acids. The transcript is spliced from 12 exons. Gene Ontology annotation, molecular function: transmembrane transporter activity. Lineage: Eukaryota; Metazoa; Chordata; Actinopteri; Elopiformes; Megalopidae.
AUGCUGGGAUGCCAGAGUGUACACCUGCUGCUUCGCUGGCUGACGCUGGCGUCAGGGUUUGUGGAGUGCCUGUUUUUUGCCGGAAUCUUUUUCGGCUGGGCCUCCCUGGUGUAUGUCCUGAAGAUGGAGGGCUACUUCAGCAACUUCUGCGUCAACUCCACUGCGGCCAACAGCAGCAUGUACACAGACUGCAGUGGACAGGACGAGCAGUUCUCCCUGAUCUUCACCGUCGGUUGUCUUGCAGCCAACUUCCUCACCCUUCCCAACGGAUUCAUACUCGACCGCUUUGGCACCAUGGCAGUGCGAAUCCUGGCAAUAUCUCUUUAUACCACUGGCACCUUGCUGAUGGCCUUUUCAAGAGCAGACCUCUCCAUCUUAGUCUACCCCGCUAUGUCAUGCAUUGCUGUGGGUGGGGUGUCACUCUUUAUCACUAACAUGCAGGCGGGGAACCUGUUUGCCUCUCGUCGCUCCACCAUCAUGAAUCUCUACAACGGAGCCUUCAGCUCCUCCGCCGUUGUCUGCUUCAUCAUGAAGGUGCUGUAUGAGAGAGGGGUCUCUCUGCGCUCCUCUUUCCUCUUCAUGUCCGCCUGCAGCAUCAUCCACCUCCUCCGAACUUUCCUCCUCAUGCCCAAGACUCACAUCCCCUACCCACUGCCUGAGGACUACACUUAUGGAUUGAGCAGCUGUGGCCAAUCCAAGAGACCAGAGCAGCAGGGGGCGGUGAGGACAGGCACCAAUGGGAAUGUGUUACGUGAGGAGCGGCUGGAGAGCGCCCCCUCUCAGUCUGAGGACUCACAGCAAUCUCCAGACCCGGCUGUGAAUGAAACCAGUUUUAGGAGCUGCGUCCUGUCCUGGUUCUUCGCAUGGCACCUGUUGUGGCUCUCUGUGAUGCAGCUGAGAAAUUACAUCUAUAUGGGCACUUUGAACCCCACGCUCAACCGCCUGACUGAGGGAGACCCCAUCCUGGUGAGUAGCUACACCAAUGCCUUUGCCUUCACCCAGAUGUGUGGAGUUUUCUGCACUCCCUGGAAUGGACUCAUUAUGGACCGUAAUAAAGGGAAGCCGCUGGCCCCAGGAGAGACAGAGAAGGAGGCAGACCUGCGUUCCUCCGCUCUCUCCCUCUUCCUCACCGCUCUCCUGUGCCUCCUCUUCAACAUCUGUGCUGCCAUUCCAGUCCUGCCUUUGCAGUACCUCACCUUUGUCCUGCAAGUUCUCAAUUGCUGCUUCCUGUACGGAGGCAACUACGCCUUCAUCGGCAUUGCGUUUCCCUCCUGCCAUUAUGGGAAGCUGUGUGCCUUGAUGCUUUUAAUGGCAUCUGUGGUGCUGCUGUUGCAGUUCCCCAUACUGUUCCUGGUCAAUGACGUCCUGCAGGGAAACCCCCUCUACGUGAAUAUCGCUCUGACUCUGCUGAGUCUGUUGGCCUUCAUCCACCCUCUCUACAUCUACCUCCACUGCCGAAGGCUGGCCGCACGCCACCGUGGUUGA